Vicia villosa (hairy vetch) is the source of this 1209-nucleotide messenger RNA. RefSeq lists its product as uncharacterized. The transcript is spliced from 7 exons. NCBI's taxonomy places the organism in Eukaryota, Viridiplantae, Streptophyta, Magnoliopsida, Fabales, Fabaceae. The record is from RefSeq and is a predicted model, not a curated record. The coding region runs from base 1 to 1209 and encodes 402 amino acids.
AUGUCUCGCCCAAUUGAGCCAUUGAAAGAAAUCAAUGAUUCCAAAGAUUUGUGGAAGAUCGCAGUUAGAUGCAGGCAUCUAUGGACUGUCACAAGUUCUUCAAACAAAGAACACAUGGAGAUGGUUUUGGUUGAUUCUAAGCGUAAUAUGAUUCAGGAUGUUGUCCCUGCUUAUUUGCUUUCGAAAUUCAAAUCUGAAAUUGAAACAGGAAACUCUUAUAUCAUGCAAAAUUUUAAAGUUGGGAAGAAUGAUUUUGCUUUUAAGUCGACAAAUCAUACAUACAAAUUGGUUUUUUGUGGGUCAACUUCUGUUAAGAAAGCAGAAUUUCCUGACAUCCCUCAUAACUACCUUAACAUUAUUGGUUUGAAUUCCAUAGUUGAAGGAAGGUUUCAAUCAAAUAUUUUGGUUGAUUUGAUUGGAGGAAUCACCGAUAUCUCUCAAACCCAAGUUAACUGUGACAUCAGCAAGAACAGAAUAGUUUUUUCAAUUGUAGAUGCCAACAAAACAGUUAUACAAUGUACUCUUUGGGGGCAACUUGGAGUUCAGCUAUAUGAGUAUUAUAAGAAUAAUAAGCAAGCCUCUGAUAUUGUCAUUGUGCUAAUCAAUGCAAGGGUUAAAGAGGCUCAAGAAACAACCUGUGUUACCGUUGCUACCCUCGAUAAGUUUGAUGUUGGGCAGAUGGGAUGGUACUAUGAUGGAUGUAUGGAAUGCACAAGGAGUGUGUCUGCCAAGGAUGGAAAGCUGGAGUGUUUUAAGGAGCAUACUAGCCCAGAACCUGUGCCACGGUAUAAGCUUGAUAUAACAGCUGUUGACGGCAGUUCGAAGGCAAAGUUUGUCUUUUGGAACACAGACUGCGUGAAGUUAAUUGGGAAGUCUGCUCUUCAAAUGAAGAUAGAUUUAACACAUUCUGCUGAUUACGAUCCACUUGAAUUCCCUUACGAACUUGAAUCAAUAUUGAAAAAUGAAUUGGCAAUUAGAGCUGUUUAUCAGCCUAAAAAUGGACGACUUUCUGUCAUUGGCUUCAAAACUGAUGAAGAUGUGCGUAAUAAAAUUAAGGAACCUGUAUCUGCAUCUGCAGAAAAUGACCUGACCAUUGAAAAUUCAGGACUCACUCCAUGUAAGAGACUUAUAAAUGAUGCAGUAGAAGAUAAUGAUAGUGUACAACAAUCAUCAACCAAGAUGGCCAAAGAUAUUAAAGAGGAGAAAUAG